AUGGCGCACCUAUUCAAGGACCUCUCGCUAGGCCACUCCAAGAGAGAGUCAACACCACCUCCUCCACCACCACCACCAACAAUGCAUUCCAGAAUCACCGCCGAUCUGCCUUCCCCGCUCGGUAAACUCGAUGCACAACUCUCCGAUUCCGACAUCCAAAUCACCGCCUACGAGAUCUUCGUCGCCGCUUGCCGUACUGCAUCAGGGAAGCCUCUUACCUAUGUUUCCAACUCCGACUCUCCGAACCACCACUCGCCUCACUCACCUAACUCUCCCGCGUUGCAAAGAUCUCUCACCUCUGCCACCGCUAGUAAGAUGAAGAAGGCUCUCGGACUUAAAUCUCCGGGCUCUGGUUCUAAGAAGAGUCCGGUCUCGAGCAACGGGAAGGCUAAGAAGGCAUUGACCGUGGGGGAGCUUAUGCGGAUACAAAUGCGGGUGUCGGAUACGGUCGAUUCGAGGCUCCGUAGGGCACUAUUGAGGACCGCAGCUGGCCAGAUGGGAAAACAAGUUGAGUCAAUGGUUCUUCCACUGGAAUUAUUACAGCAGCUUAAGAUUUCAGAUUUUACUGAUCAACAAGAAUAUGACUCAUGGCAGAAGAGAACACUGAAAGUUCUUGAGGCUGGACUUCUCCUGCAUCCUCGCGUGCCAAUUGAUAAGUCAAAUGCUGCUUCUCAGCGGUUGCGAAAAAUUAUCAAUGGGGCCUUGGAUAGGCCCAUAGAAACAGGAAGAAACAAUGAGACUAUGCAAGUACUUCGUAGCACUGUUAUGCCUCUUGCUUCUAGAUCAGAUGGAUCUUUCUCUGAGACAUGCCACUGGGCUGAUGGUUCUCCAUUGAAUCUUCGACUGUAUGAAAUGCUUUUGGAAGCCUGUUUUGAUCUUACUGAUGAAACAUCUAUCAUUGGGGAACUUGAUGAGCUCAUGGAAAACAUAAGGAAGACUUGGGGAAUCCUGGGAAUUAACCAAAUGCUUCAUAACCUGUGUUUUACAUGGGUUCUAUUUCACCGAUUUGUUGCAACUGGUCAAGUAGAAAUGGACCUGCUUUAUGCUACCGAUAGUCAGCUGACAGAAGUUGCAAAAGAUGCAAAGACGACAAAAGAUCCAGAAUAUUCAAAAAUUUUGAGUUCUAUAUUGACUGCUAUUUUGGGUUGGGCUGAGAAAAGACUCCUUGCCUAUCACGACACUUUUGAUAGCGUAAAUAUACCUACUUUGGAGGGUAUUGUUUCUCUAGGGGUAUCAGCAGCCAGGAUUCUAGUUGAGGAUAUAUCUAAUGAGUACCGUAGAAAGAGGAAAGGCGAAGUAGAUGUGGCACGCAACAGGAUUGAGACUUACAUAAGGUCUUCAUUGCGAACUGCUUUUGCUCAGAAAAUGGAGAAAGCGGACUCUAGCAGAAGAGCAUCCAGACAUCAGCCCAACCCACUUCCUGUCCUUGCUAUUCUCGCGAAAGAUGUGGGAGAGCUUGCAAUCAAUGAGAAGAAGGUAUUCAGCCCAAUACUAAAGAGAUGGCAUCCUUUUUCUGCCGGUGUUGCUGUGGCCACUCUUCAUGUUUGCUAUGGGAAUGAGCUAAAACAGUUUAUGUUGGGUAUAACGGAGUUGACACCAGAUGCUGUUCAAGUGCUGAGGGCUGCAGAUAAACUGGAGAAAGAUCUUGUGCAGAUUGCUGUUGAAGAUUCAGUGGACAGUGAUGAUGGUGGGAAGGCAAUAAUCCGUGAGAUGCCUCCUUAUGAGGCUGAAGCUGCAAUUGCCAAUUUAGUGAAAAUAUGGAUCAAGACUAGUUUAGACAGAUUGAAGGAGUGGAUUGACCGGAAUUUACAGCAAGAGGUCUGGAAUCCACGUGCUAACCAAGAAGGAUAUGCCCCAUCUGCUGUUGAGGUUUUGCGAAUUAUUGAUGAGACUUUAGAUGCAUAUUUUCAGCUGCCAAUACCAAUGCAUCCAGCAUUGCUACCGGACUUGAUUUAUGGGUUGGACAGAAGCCUUCAAUAUUACGCAAGCAAGGCGAAAUCUGGAUGCGGAUCACGGAAUACGUACAUUCCUACUUUGCCAGCAUUGACAAGAUGUAGUACUGGGUCAAAAUUGUGGAAGAAGAAAGAGAAGUCCCCAAUCACCCAAAAGAGGAAUUCUCAGAUUGCAACAGUGAAUGGGGAUGAUUCUUUUGGGAUAUCGCAGAUGUGUGUUCGUAUAAAUACUUUGCACCAAAUCCGAGGUGAGUUGGAAGGUUUGGAGAAGAGGAUAAUCACACAUUUGAGGAACUCUGAAUCUGCUAAUACAGAAGACUUCUCCAAUGGUUUGGCAAAGAAGUUUGAACUCACGCCGGCUGCUUGUGUCGAAGGUGUUCAACAACUUAGUGAGGCAGUGGCUUACAAGUUGAUUUUACAUGACCUGAGUCAUGUUCUCUUGGAUGGUUUGUAUGUUGGGGAAUCAUCGUCAUCUAGGAUUGAGCCUUUUCUUCAGGAACUUGAACAGAACUUGGCAGUCAUUGCGGACACUGUGAAUGAAAGGGUUCGUACAAGAAUUAUUACAGACAUUAUGAAAGCUUCCUUUGAUGGAUUCUUAUUUGUUUUGCUUGCCGGAGGUCCCUCUCGCUCAUUCACCCAACAGGACUCUCAAAUAAUAGAGGAUGAUUUUAAAUCCCUCAAAGAUCUAUUUUGGGCAAAUGGGGAUGGCUUGCCCUCUGAGUUGAUAGAUAAGUUUUCAACUACAAUGAGAGCUGUCCUUCCCCUUUUCCGCACUGAUACAGAUAGCCUCAUUGAACGUUUCAGGCGUGUGACUCUAGAAAGUUAUGGCUCAUCUGCAAGGUCCAAACUUCCAUUACCUCCAACAUCAGGGGAGUGGAAUCCUACUGAGCCGAACACACUUUUGCGUGUUCUGUGCAAUCGUAACGAUGAGGCAGCUUCGAAGUUCCUCAGGAAGACUUAUAACUUGCCUAAAAAGCUAUAAUAAACUUGAGGCCAAGCUCUAUUUGCGUUUCACUUGCAUAGAAGAACAUUCUGGUAGUUCUUGUAUAUGGCUCAGAUCAUAGAGAUGAUACUCUCCUUGUCAUGCUGCGCUGAAUGAGGAAUGCCUUAUGGAAAAGUGAUUUUGUAUAUUCCCUGGGAGGUUUCAUGUUUUCUCCACCCACUCUUUGGCAGGAGCCAAAAUGAGGAGUAAAGUAACUUAAAAGAGGGGCGUGGACUUCCUAAUGCCUGCUUCUCACGGAAGUUGGUAAUCUUAGUUAUUUAUUUUCAUCAUCUAGAAUAUAUGGUGUUCCUUCACCCCUAUUCUUUUGUCCAUUCUUUUCUGCAUUUGUUUUUCCCUCCAAAGUCUUUUUAUCUUUUCUAUAUAUUUUCUUACGUUUCUAUAUGAAUUCCUGUAGUGGGUUGUCUUUUUCAAGGUUACAAGCAUCAUAUAGUAUAGCUAUUAUUACAUUGCUAAUAAUUGUAUCACAUGCUUUAUCGGUUUAUUAUAGACAUUGUUUCUUGGUUCAGUCUAUUGUUGAUUUGUAA
Tripterygium wilfordii is the source of this 3479-nucleotide messenger RNA. RefSeq names its product protein unc-13 homolog. The transcript has 5 exons. Bases 1 to 2934 code for a protein of 977 amino acids. Lineage: Eukaryota; Viridiplantae; Streptophyta; Magnoliopsida; Celastrales; Celastraceae. The record is from RefSeq and is a predicted model, not a curated record.